UUGGGAGCUGAAAUCUUGGAUGUUAGGGAUCGGGUACCUGUCGGGCUUGGUGACGGCGUUGAGCCGCUUGAAGUCGCCGCACGGGCGCCAGGUACCGUCGGACUUCGGGACGAGGUGGAGCGGCGAUGCCCACGGGCUGUUGGAGCGGCGUACGAUGCCCUGUUCCUCCAUCCUGUCGAACUCCUGUUUGACGAUGGCCAACUUGUCCGGCGGCAAGCGGCGGGGGCGGGCGAACACGGGGGGCCCCGUGGUCUCGAUGGUGCACUCGAUAGAGUGCUUAGGCGGCGCCUUGUAGUCGCUCUUCGUGAUAGCUGGGAACUGGCCGAGGAUGGAGGCCCACUCGGUGUUGGUUUUGAUGCUGUUCACGAAGGCGGCUUUUGCUUGGUGGAAACCUCGGAGGGUGUAGAGGCCGUCUCGUUGACGUAG
Messenger RNA from Paramuricea clavata, 426 nucleotides. NCBI's taxonomy places the organism in Eukaryota, Metazoa, Cnidaria, Anthozoa, Malacalcyonacea, Plexauridae. The record is from the annotation of a GenBank genome assembly.